AAGCACGUCAGGCUGCAUUUAUAGAAAGAGAAACAGAUCUCACUCUGCUCUCUAUUUCGCUGGCGACGGCUUAUGCUCCGGCAAAAACUAUGCUUUUGGACCCACAAAAUUUUGAUUUCUAAUCUGUUGUAGAAAUCCUAACCCUUUUUCUCUGUUCCGUUUCUCUCUAAAAUGUCAGUAUACGACGCUGCGUUUUUGAACAGUGAACUCUCGAAGCCGACUUCUAUCUUUGGGCUCCGGCUAUGGGUAGUGAUAGGAAUCUUCGUCGGAGCCGUCAUUGUGAUUAUUUUGUUCCUGCUGUCCCUCUGCAUCACUUCUCGCCGCCGGAGACCUCCUAGUUCUAGUAAGCUUGGCGCAGGCGAGUUUACUCCGGUGGUGUCGAAGGAGAUUCAGGAGAUCGUUCACGAAGCUGCUCCCGACCACCGGCCGGUGCUGCCUCCAGCGUCGGAGAUCCAGAUCGACAUUGGGAAAUCAGAGCACCGCGUGGUGUUCUCCGACCGGCUGUCGUCGCAGGCGAGCGGGGAGAGCCGGGCGACGAGCGUGACUGAAACGGCGUCAUUAGGGGGUGGGCCGCCCGAGGUGUCGCACCUGGGGUGGGGACGGUGGUACACGUUGAGAGAGCUUGAAGCGGCGACGAACGGUUUGGCUGACGAAAAUGUGAUCGGGGAAGGAGGUUAUGGAAUUGUCUAUAGAGGUGUGCUGGCUGAUAACACGAGAGUGGCUGUGAAGAACUUGUUGAAUAACAGAGGCCAAGCUGAGAAGGAAUUCAAAGUGGAGGUUGAAGCCAUAGGCCGGGUCCGGCACAAGAAUCUUGUUAGGUUGCUGGGAUACUGUGCUGAGGGAGCUUACAGGAUGCUUGUGUAUGAGUAUGUGGACAAUGGUAAUUUGGACCAGUGGCUUCAUGGGGAUGUAGGGGAAGUCAGCCCUCUGACAUGGGAUAUUCGGAUUAACAUUAUAUUAGGAACAGCCAAAGGAUUGGCCUAUCUUCAUGAGGGUCUUGAACCAAAGGUUGUCCAUCGAGAUGUAAAAUCUAGCAACAUACUACUUGAUCGCCAAUGGAACUCUAAGGUGUCUGAUUUUGGGCUGGCAAAGCUCUUAUGUUCUGAGAUAAGUUAUGUAACGACUCGUGUGAUGGGAACAUUCGGGUAUGUUGCACCAGAAUAUGCUUGCACUGGUAUGCUGAAUGAAAAAAGCGAUGUUUAUAGCUUUGGAAUUCUUAUUAUGGAGAUAAUUUCAGGCAGAAAUCCUGUUGAUUAUAGCCAAGCACCUGGAGAGGUGAAUUUGGUGGAUUGGUUAAAGACAAUGGUGGGAAAUCGAAAAUCUGAGGAAGUCGUGGACCCUAAGUUACCUGAGAUGCCUUCUUCAAAAGCACUCAAACGUGUUCUUUUAGUUGCUCUCCGGUGUGUUGAUCCUGAUGCAACAAAGAGGCCCAAAAUGGGACAUGUAAUCCACAUGCUUGAGGCCGAUGACCUACUAUUCCGAGAUGAGCGCCGCAUUGGCAGAGAAUCAUCCCAUUCCCAUCACGAUUAUCAGCAAGAGAAUCAUGCUAAUAGGAAAAUAGACAAUAAACAGUUGGAUGAAGGGGCUUGUGACUCAAGUGAAUGUGCCGACAGUGGAAGGAGCCAAUACCCACAAACUAAAUGGAGAUAACACCAUUGAUAGAUUAGGUGACUAAAAGUUCAAGCUUCUCCAACUUUUUUUCUGUCAAUUCUUUCUUCCUACUAGUUCCAAAGUUAGUUUAUUUUCGCUUUCCCUUCAAUUCAGAGAAAACAUUGAUCUUUUCUGUUCACAAUGUGCUUAGUUGAUUACAUAUUUUUUCAGACAUACCCUGCUUCAAAUUGGGAUGCAUUUGUAUACAAAGGAUUCAAUCAUCGUUCUUAUAGGAUUCAUUUAUAACCCAUUUAUGUCCUCUGAUUGUUGAACAAAA
Molecule: messenger RNA, 1927 nt
Organism: Vitis vinifera (wine grape)
Lineage: Eukaryota; Viridiplantae; Streptophyta; Magnoliopsida; Vitales; Vitaceae
Product: probable serine/threonine-protein kinase At1g01540
Exons: 7
Coding region: 172-1650 (492 amino acids)
Biological process (GO): protein phosphorylation
Molecular function (GO): ATP binding; protein kinase activity
Source: RefSeq, a predicted model, not a curated record